AGGAUUACAGUUUAUUCAUUUCAAGAAAGAUUAAAUUUUUUGAGAGCAGGCUCCACAUACCGUAUGCUGCCAUAAGCGUUUUUUGCACAUAAAGCUAUCGCAGCAUUAUAUCAUCAUAGUAUAUAUAUUGCACUCUCAUUUUUCCUCUGUAUUCUAUGAGGACACACCGAUAUCAAGAUAACACCUGACGUCUGGCCCCUAUGGGGAUUAUGACCCCCGUUUGAUGAAGAGAACAGGUUCAUUGGCAGCAUAUAAUAACCCAGUCCUCAUCACUCUUAAAUAACAGCGCAAACAUGCUGGGAAGAACGCACCUCCUGUCCUCGCUUUUGUCUCUUUUGCUCUUUGACACGGCGAGUGGCUGUGAGUUGUUUGGAAAGUUCCACAUGCCCAGUCUUUUACAGAGAGGAGACAUCAUGAUUGGGGGCAUUUUCCCGAUUUUUAACAAAGAGCUAGGCAGCACCUCAACAUUUCGGCAAAACCCUCCUGGAAUCAAAUGCGCAGGGUUUGACCUGCGAGCUUUUCGAUGGACUCAAGUGAUGGCAUUCACAAUUGAAGAGAUCAACAAAGAUACAGCCCUCCUGCCAAACAUAUCUCUUGGGUACAGGAUCCUCAACUCAUGCGCAUCUUCCACCAACACUUUACGAGCGGCUCUAACACUUGCCGGUGGAAAAGAAGAAACAGAACGUGGCUCAUCUUGUCUGCCGGUGAUAUCUGCCCUCGUAGCUGAGUCCGGAUCUUCCCAGUCUCUUGCUGUAGCCAGCACGCUUGGACCUUUUCAAGUACCAAUCGUGAGUUACUUCUCAACAUGUGCCUGCUUAAGUGACAGAUCAAAGUAUCCUACAUUUUUUCGAACCAUUCCCAGUGACUAUUUCCAGGCAAAAGCUUUGGCGGCCCUGGUCAAACGCUUUGGCUGGCGGUGGAUCGGAGCCAUACAGUCCGACAACGACUACGGGCGUCACGGGGUCCUCGCCUUCAAAGAAGAAGUUAAAAAGUUUGGGGUUUGUGUGGCAUUCGUCGGAACAAUUUUGCGUAGACAUUCAAUGGACAGGCUCCAAGCUGUUGUGGAAAUGAUCAAGCGAUCGAGCGUUAAAGUUGUUCUUGCGUUUACACCCGAGGGUGACUUUUAUCCUUUGAUGAAGGAGAUUGUGAAACAGAACAUCACAGGGAUCCAGUGGAUCGCCAGUGAGGCCUGGAUAACAGCCCUUCGACCGUCCAACCCGGAAAUUUACCAAGCUUUCGGUGGGGCCCUCGGCUUUGUGAUGCCCAAGAUGGCGAUUCCAAAGUUGAAGCCUUUCCUAGCGGGCAUCACUCCUUACGCAGACGCGGGUGCUGCAUUUGUGAGGGAAUUCUGGGAGAUAAUGGUGACCCAUCACCUCCAAAGGGUAAAAUUUAAGAACCAAUUUGGUGAUUAUGUCUUCUUUGACGAAAAUGGUGAUCCACCGGCUUCAUAUGACCUGAUCAACUGGCAGCUGAUAGACGGGAAAGUUCCAAUCUCAGUGUGCUCGGUGGAAUGUCCAGCGGGGACCAGGAAAGCUCAAAAAAAGGGAGAACCCAUUUGCUGUUUUGACUGUAUCCCGUGUGCUGAUGGUACUGUAGCCAACACGACAGGUGCGGCAGACUGCACGCCAUGUCCACAAGAAUUCUGGUCCAAUGAGAGGAGGGAUGAGUGUAUUCCAAAAACCAUUGAGUUCCUGACCUAUUACGAGCCGAUGGGCAUCGCUCUGACUGCUGUGUCGCUGCUGGGGGCAUCGCUGUCGCUGGUCACCAUGCUCAUCUUCAUCUACUUCAGGCACACUCCGGUGAUCAAGGCCAGCAACUCGGAACUGAGCAUCUUUUUGCUGUUUUCUCUCCUUUUGUGCUUCCUAUGCCCCCUCACGUUCAUCGGCAGACCCACGGCGUGGGUGUGCAUGCUGCGCCAUACGGCGUUCGGAUUGACGUUCGCUCUUUGCAUCUCCUGCGUCUUGGGCAAGACGAUUGUGGUCGUGACGGCUUUCAAGGCCUCAUUCCCCGGCGCCAAGGGUGCUGGAACGUUCGGGCCGACACGGCAGCGGAUUAUUGUUUGCUCGUGCACUCUGGUGCAAAUACUAAUAUGUGCUCUUUGGCUCAAAUUAAACCCACCCUUCCCAGCCAUGGUUUUCAGAUACAGCAAUAAGAUCAUUUUGGAAUGCAACACUGGCUCUGAAGCGGCGUUCUACGCGGUGCUGGGUUACAUAGGCUUUCUUUCAAUUAUAUGUUUGGUGCUAGCAUUUCUCGCAAGAAAGCUGCCGGAUAACUUUAACGAGGCCAAAUUGAUCUCAUUUAGCAUGCUGAUAUUUUGCGCAGUCUGGAUCACUUUCAUCCCGGCCUACGUCAGCUCUCCUGGUAAGCUGACCGUCGCUGUGGAGAUAUUUGCCAUUUUGUCUUCAGCUUUUGGUUUGCUAGUUAGCAUUUUUGCACCUAAAUGUUUCAUCAUAUUAAUAAAGCCAGAAAAGAAUACCAAAAAGCAUGUCAUGGGUAAAAUGUUUAAUACUGGUCCUUGAGAUGAUUGUACUUGCUGUUUAUUAUUACCAGUUUAUUUGUACCAGUUUAUUAUGUAAAAUGACAGUAAUGGUAUAUGAAUGUAUUGUGGUUUAAUGAAAAUAUGUACUGUAGAACCGAAUGGACAUUUUACUGGGAGCAAAAAAGAAAAACAAUCUGAUUUUCUACGUUGUUGCUUUCCCAGCAUGCAUUGUUUCAGAGUGCGUCAAGGACAAGCUGCAGUCAAGUGACCAGGGUUCAGGUUAGGCUAACCCUGACUCUAACUAUUAAGUAAAGGUAUAUCGAGUGUAUACAUUAUAGCCGACUGCAUAUUGUAUAUAGUGUGUAGACUCGCUCGAAUAAGAUCCAAUACAAAACAUGGUUUGCAUUAAAGACCACCGCGUCACACUGAGUGCUGUUUCUAAUAUUUUGGUGAACAUAUUUAGCUAAAGUAAGGAUACAUAAUGGAAAUAAAACUUGUUCGAUUCAAUGCAGCUUUUAUGCAUUUUUAAAUAAGAAUCAUUUUCAACAUUUUCACGUUUGAAAGGUGACAAUAUUUUUUUUUGUAAAGGUCAUUGCCCACUUCAUUCCAACUACAUCAAAAUAAAUCAAUGUGCGUCUGCCUCCCAGUGGACAGUCCAUGGAAAAAUCCAAUCUGACUGUAAAAGGGGCCAUAUGAUGGGAAAGUGAUUAUUUUUUAUAGCUUGUAUAGAGUGUAGUUGGGGCCAGGAACAUUCUGGCUAAACUUGCAAUGCCUCAAGUUCAAGAUCUGGACGAAGUGG
Molecule: messenger RNA, 3278 nt
Organism: Hippocampus zosterae (dwarf seahorse)
Lineage: Eukaryota; Metazoa; Chordata; Actinopteri; Syngnathiformes; Syngnathidae
Product: vomeronasal type-2 receptor 1-like
Exons: 6
Coding region: 294-2519 (741 amino acids)
Biological process (GO): G protein-coupled receptor signaling pathway
Cellular component (GO): membrane
Molecular function (GO): G protein-coupled receptor activity
Source: RefSeq, a predicted model, not a curated record